CUCGUCUUUCUCGUCCUCAUUUCUCAUCUGGUUCUUGGAACUCAUUGAGUUUCUCGGCUGUUUGGUGCUUCGAUUUUUGUGUUGGAUCUCUUUUUGUAGCUGUUUUUGGUAUUCGGGUUCGCAUCUGCAAGCUUGUGUGUUCGCCGACUGAACGAAGUUCGUUAUUCUAUUUAGACAAUUUUCUGUGGUUUUUCUGUAGUUCGUAAUUCUUGUUUUUGAUCAUCUUUUGGUGGAACGGUUGGAUUUUAGUUUUAUCUUGUCUUCUUUCUUCGGCAAAUGUGUUGUGCAUUUGCUUUCUGGCUUGAAUUUUUUGUUUGGUUUCUUUGAUGAUUUUAUCGCGAAAUAGAUGGGGAUUUGGGAUCUUAUACCUUCUGGUUUAGUUCGACUUGUUGUGAGUGGUUCUCGAUUGUGUUCUUGUUCCCUCUGCAACUACAAUUGUGGAGGUAUAUGGUCCCAAAUUUUCUAUAAUUUUUCUUUCUUGCGAUAAUGAAGUCAAAAUUAUCCUUGCAAUUUUUUGGGUCGUACUAGGCUGUUUGGUUCUCUGCGAUUAAUGGCUCUGGGGAUGUUCGUUCCCUAGUUUUGUCUGAGGUUUCUCUUGCAGCUAGGUGUUGCUAAAGUUGAUGAAUUGAGCGAUGUUUCGAUUUGAUGAUGUAUCUUGGUCUGAAGUUUUUGUAUUUCUUGAGUACAUUUUGAUUGUGUGUUGAAAUGCUUUUCGGUUAGGGUUUUGUUUAUAGAAACUAAGAGCUAGAUGUCUGUUAAAAUUCCUUGCCUCCUGCAGUAUUGAAGACUUUGACGUCCGUUCUUGAAGUUGUUGAACUGAGUAAUGCUCAUGAAUGGAUGUUACAUCCUUGAUCAUAAUUUUGAGGUCUUGACUUCGUCUUCCAUUUUUUAAGUGUUAUGUUUAAGAUGCUUAUCUUCUUAGUUAGGGAGAUAGUAUCUAUUUUGCAGCCUUUUUGAGUCUCCCCCUUGACCCUCCACCCCAAAAACGUAAGACACGUUUCUUAAAGCUCAUUGCUACGUAGUAUAAUAUUCAUGGAAGCUGUUCCUAUGAUGUUGAAUUUCAAUCGAAAUGGUUUGUUGCAUGGUUUGAUGGGUGGGAAGUCAGGUCAGAGAAGUUUUAGAUUCAGUGGUGACAUUUUGGCAUUCACCCCUCUAUUGGUGCUUUAAAUUACAUGUUGAACACGCGAAUGGUGGUUUUUGUUUGAUAAUUGUACAGAAUCAUAGGGUCUACUACUUGAGUACGCGAGAUGAUGUCCAAAACGAAGCAAGCUGUGGUUUAUUUAUUUGGAUGUUCUUUACCAAAUAUUCAGGAUUCUCUGGCUUUCUCCCAACUUGGUCGCUGGUGAUACCUUGUAAAAACCCUAGCCACAAUCUUUGCCGGGCUUGUGAUAUAAUCUACGAUCUUUUUAUUUAUUUGUUUAUUUUUAUUUUAAAAAUCUAAUUAUGAGGAGCAGUAGGGAGCUGGGAUGGUAGCCACACCGUCCCAUCGACGUACUUCACCCUUUUGCAGUGGACUUGGACGAGUUAUUAUAACUAAGUACAAAUGAAGUUUAGAUAGAUGCUUCUGAGUGGUGUUUGAUGUUGGAUUCUUGUCUGCAACCUUUCGAAAACUUGACGUUGGAGUAUGAGUAGCAUCUUUGGAGUUCUGGACGUGUUUGUGCUUCUUCUACGUGUUCCCGAUGAAGUCCUGAUUAUCCUCAGACUCUCAGAGACCAUAAGAGUUAUAGGUGGCUCUCUGCUAGCGAGAUUGCCAGAGCUGUAGGUGCAGUUAUGGGCGUUAUAUUUGGUUGGCUGGAUAGCCUUGGGCACAUAAUCUAUUCCUCCAAUUGUAAGAUCAGCUACGCAGAUUGAGUUGUUCACCUUAGAAGCUUAAAGUUCAGUUCCCCCUCAUUUUAUCAAUUCUCCAUCUCUCUUCAAUGAAUAGAGCUUCCUCUUGCACCUUGCCCUCCGGAACAAUUUUCAUUAUUCAGACAGUUGCUGGCCAUGGCCGCCUUCAAGAAGAGUAAAAAAAAAGGGGGAAAAAAAAAAACAAACCUUUUUGCUAAUCUGGGAAAAUAGUUGUCUUCUUCUUGGUUGUUUGGUUCUCAGUAUUAUGGGAACGGAGGAACCGGAUGAUUGCAAAAUACCAUAUGAUGAAGGAAAAUCUAUUGGCUUUCACAGAGAAAAUAAUAGAUGGGUAAGUUGGGUUCUUGACGGAAACUGAACGCGGAUUUUCAAUUUGAGGUUGAUGCAUCUGGUUGACCCAGUUUAGUGGGAAUUGCAUCCGGAGUCUUCAACAAAUCAAGUGAUCAUGAUCUGCAAUUGGUCACUAUUCAAAGCUGGAGGCUCUGGGGUUCCCCAGUGCUGCGUUGUAGUUAUUAUAUGGGUCUCCUAUAACUCUUCUUUUUUGGAUGAACUGAACUCUCCUCUUGGAGUUAUGAUGAUUGGAGCUGUACAACGUUCCAUGGAUUAUUUGUUGCUGAUGUGCUGUGGUCUGCAGCUGUAUAGAAGAGAGCAACAAUGUCAUGGCCUUUUUGACGGUGAUUAACAUGCCUUUUCUGGCUUUAGGAUGAUUGCUGAAUUUAUUCCUAUAUGCAGGUGCUUUAAGCUUCUACCCAGAUUCAACCAUUGUCUUGCAUUGGAGGAUAUUAUAUUUCCAUGGCAGAGGUUGCAACUUACUCCGAGCCUCAACAGAUUGGGACAGAAGGAAAUCAACAAAUGACAUGCAGAGGAAAGGAGACAAGAACUGAGCAGUUUGAUUCUCAGGCUUUGCCCUUUGAAAAGUCAAAUGACCCCCAAGAGUUGAUGGAGAUGGGGUACAUGCAAUAUGGAUGUGCACAUUAUAGGCGAAGGUGCCGCAUCAGAGCUCCCUGUUGUAAUGAAAUUUUUGAUUGCCGUCAUUGCCAUAAUGAAAUAAAGAAUAGUAUUUCUGUUGAUCAGAAAGAAAGACAUGAGAUCCCACGCCAUGAAGUCAACCAGGUUAUAUGCUCACUUUGUGGAACUGAACAGGAGGUUCGCCAAGAAUGUAUCAAUUGCGGUGUGUGCUUUGGGAAAUAUUUCUGUGAUGCUUGCAAGCUGUUUGAUGAUGAUAUAUCUAAGAAGCAGUAUCACUGUAAUGGCUGUGGAAUUUGUAGAAUUGGGGGGCGCCAUAACUUUUUUCACUGCUACAAGUGUGGUUGCUGCUAUUCAAUUAUUUUAAAAAAUAGCCAUCCCUGCGUUGAAGGAGCAAUGCACCAUGACUGUCCUGUUUGCUUUGAGUUUCUAUUUGAUUCGACCAAUGACGUUACGGUAAUGCCAUGUGGACACACCAUCCAUCAUAAUUGCUUGAAGGAGAUGAGAGACCACUUUCAAUUUGCUUGCCCUCUCUGCUCCAAGUCCGUUUGUGAUAUGUCCAAGGUGUGGGAAAAAUUUGACAGGGAAAUUGCAGCCACGCCCAUUCCAGAGCCGUACCAGAACAAAAUGGUUUGGAUUCUUUGCAACGAUUGCGGUAAGACGUCGAAUGUGCAGUAUCAUAUUGUGGCCCAAAAGUGCUUGAAUUGCAAGUCCUACAACACCAGACAGACCUGAGGCUAGAGAUGUGGAUAUGAAGGCCACAUCGUAUCGUCCUGCAGCCCUGAAAUGCUUCCAUCUCCAGCUAUCUAAGCUCCCGUUUCCAUGCUGCGACUCCUGAAGAACCUUCAAGCCACACGUCAUUCUCGAGCGAUGGAGAAGAUGACGACGUAUUCUGCAGCUUCCUUUGCUUUUGCUUCAGGAAAUCAACAACAUCGCACCUUUUUUUUUUUUCUUUUUCCCUUUAGUUGGUUGAGAUGUUGUGUUCUACCUCUUUCUUUCUACAUCAUUCUAUUUAUUGGUGUCUGUAUUGUUGUAUUUGCCCCCUCGCGCUAGUAUGAAAAUAUUGCAUUGCAUUUGAUUUGGCUUUCC
Molecule: messenger RNA, 3900 nt
Organism: Cucurbita moschata (crookneck pumpkin)
Lineage: Eukaryota; Viridiplantae; Streptophyta; Magnoliopsida; Cucurbitales; Cucurbitaceae
Product: probable E3 ubiquitin-protein ligase RZFP34
Exons: 12
Coding region: 2638-3546 (302 amino acids)
Biological process (GO): protein ubiquitination; ubiquitin-dependent protein catabolic process
Cellular component (GO): nucleus
Molecular function (GO): ubiquitin protein ligase activity; zinc ion binding
Source: RefSeq, a predicted model, not a curated record